AUGGAGCCUGGACCCUGUAUAAAUGUGGCAGCUGAGCAGUUUCUGCAAACUUUAGACACGGAAAAAUUAGAAACUGUUGUGUUUGACGAUAUUCUCGUUUGUUAUUCAGAUAAUAACAAAGUAAUAGGGUCAUAUGAGUGUCAAGUUAGAGAAGAAGAGCUAGGAAUGAAAGGAUUUCUCGUGAAAGCGUCAAGCAGAAGCAUGUUAGGUGAGAUACAUUGCACUACAGCACUCGAAGCGUUUAUAAAGUUCCCUCUUGACACAGUUUUUCAAACAAAAUUGGAAACCAUGGUGAUGGCCGGAAAUGUUGUGGAGAAAAAGUUUUCUAUCCAACUAGUUGAAAAUGUGUAUGAAAUUAGUCGUACGGAAUCAGUGAAUGGAGAGAUUAAAUCCUCAAUGAAGAAGGAGUUAGCUAAAUCAAGUUUGUUCGGACUCAUUACUGAGGGUUCGGAUUUGAUACUCCAAAGAAUGCUUGUCAAUUAUCCUUUCACUGUUCCUAUCGAGGUUAUUGGUUUAGAUACAGACUAUAACUUGGCUACAGUGUCCUAUACUAAUCUUGGGGAGAGCAAUAUAUUUGUCGGAGACAGUGAAAUAUCAGUCAGAUGUAUCCAGAAAACUGUGCAUUCCCAAACAGCUAUGCCUCUGUUAUGGCAAACUUAUUUUAUGGAGGAUGGCCAUAUGAUACUAAAGGUACAAGUUGGUUCUCCAAUCACAAUAAAGGUUGACACAAUACCUGAACGGUUCGAAAAAGAAAAGUAUUUACCUAGACCAGUUAUUCAAAAGGUUGCCCUAAAUUGGGAAGAUGAUCUGGAACUUUAUUCGCGUUUUUUAGACCGAAAGGACGAAAUCAAAGCUCAAUACCUAUUAUAUCUACGUGAUCAUCCAGAGAUAUAUGAUAAGAUUUCUGAUUUUAUCAAAUCAUUAUUACUUAAAAAACCAGACGAGGUAAUGAAAUAUGCUUCGGAAUACUUCAAAAGUUUUUCAGCUCGCUCGUUACCAAGCAGAAUAUUUCCUGUAAAGACUAUAUAA
This is a messenger RNA of Schistosoma turkestanicum, 1029 nucleotides long. The record is from the annotation of a GenBank genome assembly. Lineage: Eukaryota; Metazoa; Platyhelminthes; Trematoda; Strigeidida; Schistosomatidae.